Molecule: messenger RNA, 830 nt
Organism: Paramacrobiotus metropolitanus
Lineage: Eukaryota; Metazoa; Tardigrada; Eutardigrada; Parachela; Macrobiotidae
Exons: 2
Coding region: 62-412 (116 amino acids)
Source: RefSeq, a predicted model, not a curated record
UUCCACCCGGGAAUAGUUAUUUAUUUUUAAUCGAAGCGCUUUACCGGUACCGUUUGUAAUCAUGCAUUGGUUUACGGUGUUGACGGUGAUCUGUUUUUCGUGCCUCGUAGCGGUCAGUGCCCGGCCCAAUGGUUUGUACGGAUCGGAGGAAUAUCUGGAUGAUGGAGAAGAGGAUUUGAAUGUCAGUGUGCAGGCCAAACGCGGAGGCUGGAAUUCCUGGGGAUGGGGACCGGGAGCGGCCGGGAAACGGUCGGGUCCGAUUCGGAGAUAUCCCACCAGCGGCCUGCAGUUGAAUAAUCUGGCGGCCACGGAUCCCUGCACGGCCUGGAAGUAUCUAGCGCUGAAUCCCGAUGCGUUUGUCAGGCGAACGGAACUGAUUGCUCUGGCGCAAUGUCUACAGUGGAAAGUGUAGAAACCAACGGAAGCGGAAUCAGCACGAAAGGUCACCAGUAUGCGCGGCGUAUAUCAAUCCAGUUCUCUCGUUUUCUGUCUCGGCUAACACACAUCUUCCGGUGUCAACGAUCUUCCGUGUGCUGCCGUUUACUUCCUGUUCACGACGAAAGAUUUAAAAGCGUUGCUAUAAAGAGCACAAUCAACGCAAUUCCUUCUGACUUAAUAUAACUUAAUCCAGAUACGUAUUUACGAUUACAGAUACAACAUACCUCUAGAGACUCAAAUAAUUAACUAAAGCCGUGGAAAGCAUCUGCUGUUUGCUGCAAGUUUACAAUGUGCAUUGUACAGAUACAUACAAACGCUUACACCUGUUGCUUAUUAUGCAUGCUUCUACUUGUAUACGUUCUGUACAAUUCAAUCGGUGAAGUAUUCAAUAA